Messenger RNA from Mobula hypostoma (lesser devil ray), 2439 nucleotides. Its product is annotated as deoxycytidine kinase 2-like. Gene Ontology annotation, molecular function: deoxyguanosine kinase activity. NCBI's taxonomy places the organism in Eukaryota, Metazoa, Chordata, Chondrichthyes, Myliobatiformes, Myliobatidae. The coding region runs from base 359 to 1333 and encodes 324 amino acids. Gene Ontology annotation, cellular component: cytoplasm. The transcript is spliced from 7 exons. The record is from RefSeq and is a predicted model, not a curated record.
GGAACAUUUAGUCCUGACGAAGGGUCUCGGCCUGAAACGUCGACUGCGCCUCUUCCUAGAGAUGCUGCCUGUCCUGCUGCGUUCACCAGCAACUUUGAUGUGUGUUGCUUGAAUUUCCAGCAUCUGCAGAAUUCCUGUUGUUUGGAACAUUUCCAGCUAGCAGCACGGCCGAUGAAAACAGUAGGACAGUGACUGUGUCAGUGGAUUCAACUACUGUCUGUCUGUCUGUCUGUAUCUUGUUUUACGGCGGUUAGGGAACGGGGCUGGCGGAGUUAACCCGGAAUUGAUCGUCUGGCCAGGACGCACGUUGUGUGCGGAGCUGGGUCCCUGUAGUACCAUGCAAGCCCUAUAGCUGGCAAUGGCUGCAGCCACCGUCGGCAUUAGAGCAGCCGUCUUCCUCGGGGUCUCGUCUCGUCCUGUUUCCAGCAGAGCGGUGGGUGGGCGCUCGCCGCUCACACGCCCCCUUUGUCUCUGCGAUCCUCCGGCGUCCGGAGCCGCCGCUUCCCGGCGCAGACUUCGUCCAGCGGCGAUGACCACCGAAGCGGAGCGGUCGCGGUUCCUAUCCAGCGCUGGCUCGGCCGGGGGACCGGCAGUUACCAGGAUAUCGGUGGAAGGAAACAUCGCUGUCGGAAAAUCCACAUUCGCGAGAUUGUUGCAGCAGGUGAAUGACGACCAAUGGGAGGUGGUUCCGGAGCCUAUAGCCAAGUGGUGUAAUAUCUCCACGACCAGCAGCAACAAGGAAACGGCUGGGCAGAAGAGCGUCGGCAACCUGCUUCAGAUGCUGUAUCAGGAUCCCCAGCGAUGGUCCUACACCUUCCAGUCACAUUCCUGCAUGAGCCGCAUCAAGACCCAUCUGGCACCGUUGUCGCCCAGGCUCCUGAGGGCAACGGAGCCCGUGCAGAUAUUUGAGCGAUCCGUCUACAGUGACAGGUAUGUAUUUGCUUCCAGUCUUUAUGAACUGGGUUGCUUAAAUGCAACGGAAUGGGCUGUCUAUCAGGACUGGCAUACUUUUCUCCUCAAUCAGUUUGGUGUUCGAAUUGCUCUGGAAGGAAUCAUCUAUCUUCGGGCAUCCCCUGAGAAAUGUUUAGAAAGGCUUCAGCAAAGGGGGAGAGCUGAAGAGAAGAACGUCCAGCUGGAUUACCUGGAGAAGCUCCAUUCUCAGCAUGAGAACUGGCUGGUGAACAAGUCCACUGAACUCCACUUUGAUCAUCUGAAGACCGUUCCAGUGUUGGUGUUGGAUGUUAAUGAGGAGUUUGAGAAUGAUAAAACACGACAAGAAGCGCUUCUGAAACAGGUAAAGGACUUUGCGAGUACACUAAAGCUGGGAAAUUGAAACACGCUGUGCAUUCUUUGCAGCAAUGUCGCUCAGGCCAAGAAAAGAUUUAGUUACCGUGUUGGUGCACAGCUGGGGAGAGGCACCUCUGUCUGGGAAAAGGCCGUGCGGGAGUAGAUUCUUGCAAGUCACCAAUAGCACCUUCUACGGAAACCGGACAGUAACAAUUUCACAGUGGUUCACAAGAUCACUGACAACCCUGUUACAUUAUUUGAUACGUUUUGUUUCUGAUUUUCUCAUCUAUCGUUACAUUUUGGCUGGCAGGGCAAGAGGUGAAGAAAAUAUUUAAACUGUGCAUUUUCCCUUAUCCAGCCCUUUCCACGACAUACUUAGAACAGUUUGGUAGAGUUGCCAUAGAAAUCCAUAAAUGGAUAAAACAAGAAGUAACUGGGGUUGAUGUUUUCUAAUAUUUAUAAUACUUUCCUAAUGGUCUGUACAUCAAUUUUGAGUUAACAUCAUUUAAUAGUUCCUCUUAGCUCUUUAUCCUUUUUUUCCCUCUCCAAUUUACAGUGUUAAAGCAGUAAAGGCUAUGAGGAUCCACUCCAUUCAAUGCAAUUUGCAUUCUCAAGAUCUCGUUAUAUUUAAUUUAUAAUUGCUGCCGGCAGGAACCUCAGUAAUCCACAAGUGACCUUCAUAACGUUCCUUUGUAUCGUACCUCAGGACCUGCACCAGAGCCUGUCUAGUGUCCCCUCCCCAUUCUACCUUGUAUCCUUAAGCCCUGCACACACGCGGAGCUCAAUCUCCAGCGUGGAUGUUAACCGAUACCAGCAGACGUGUAACGUAUCAGUAUUGUCCUUAUCAAGACCCCUUUGUAGUAGCCCUUAACGUUCCGUUUUGUUGUAGUGAUGUGCAUUCCAUUCCUCUUUAAAGAAGAAUGUGUAUCAUACAGUCUUUUCUUGGCGAUUGGUUGCAUGUUGUGCUGUGUAGUGUUACAGAUGGCUGUUUAGAAUGUGCUUUGAGCACAGAGGUCAGAUUAGAUAAACUGUAAGUAGACUAGAAAAUACUACUGAAUUAAGCAAAAGUAUAGAUCAUCAUGUCCUGCUUUGUAACUAUCUCCAAGAAUGACAAUAAACUUUCUAUGAUUAACCCAUUGUGCAGAUUCACAA